GGACGGUCUGCGACUAUCCUCCUUUUUCUCCUCCUCUGUCUUCUCUAACUUCUGAUUCUUCUCCCGCUGAUCAACACGACAGCAUGGUGGCUAAGGAUUACCCGUUUUACCUGGUGGUUAAGAGAACCAACUGCGCGCUGGAGGUGCAGACUGUGAGCGGCGCGCAUAAAGAAGCGGAGGAACCGAGCAACAAGCGGGUAAAGCCUCUGUCUCGGGUCACGUCACUGGCCAGUCUCAUCCCACCUGUGAAAGCUGCUCCUCUGAAGCGUAUCGGUCAGACACUGCAGCGCUCCAUCAGUUUCCGUAGUGAAAGCAGGACAGAGAUCAUGCCUCCUCGGCCGUGGAGCAGGCAAGCACCGCCGGCCAUCACCAAGCGCCGCGAUAGCAAGCUCUGGAGCGAGACGUUUGACGUGGGGCUUGGACAAAUGCUCUCUACCAAAGAGAUCAAAAGACAAGAAGCUAUAUUUGAGCUGUCUCAGGGAGAGCAGGACCUGACUGAAGACCUCAAGCUGGCCAAGAAGGCGUACCAUGACCCCAUGUUGAAGCUUUCCAUUAUGACUGAACACGAGCUCACACAGAUAUUCGGUACCCUGGACUCUCUCAUCCCGCUGCACGAAGACCUGCUAAGUCGACUCCGAGAGGCCAGGAAACCAGAUGGCUCUACAGACCAUGUGGGUCACAUCUUAGUAAACUGGUUACCGUGUCUGGACUCCUACAACAGCUACUGCAGUAACCAGGUGGCUGCCAAAGCUCUACUGGACCAUAAAAAGCAGGACCACAGAGUUCACGACUUCCUGCAGCGAUGUCUGGAGUCGCCCUUCAGUCGCAAACUGGACCUGUGGAACUUUCUAGACAUCCCUCGCAGCCGGCUUGUAAAAUACCCACUGCUGCUUCGUGAGAUUCUCAAGCACACACCCAACGACCACCCGGACUGGCAGCACUUGGACGAAGCGAUUAACAUGAUUCAGAACAUUGUGGCUGAGAUUAACAUCACCACGGGCGAGUCGGAGUGCCGCUAUUAUAAAGAGCGUCUCCAGUACCUAGAGGAGAGCCAGAGAGACCUGCUGAUCGACACGUCUCGCAUUCUUAGCUGCCACGGAGAGCUCAAGAACAACAGAGGAGCUAAGCUGCAUGUGUUCCUGUUUCAGGAUGUGCUGGUGAUCACCCGUGCCAUCACCCACAAUGAACAGCUCUGUUAUCAGCUCUACAGGCAGCCCAUCCCAGUGAGAGAGCUCGAGUGGGAGGACCUGCAGGAUGGAGAAAUUCGUCUGGGUGGCUCCAUCAGAGGAGCCUUCAGUAACACAGAGAGAACCAAGAACUUUUUCCGGGUGACGUUCCGCAGUGGUGGCCAGCUCCAGUCCCACUGCUUCCAAGCCAGCGACGCCUUCAACAAGCAGCAGUGGCUCAACUGUAUACGUCAGGCUAAAAUGGCCAGUGGCUCCCAGCCGCCGCGCACACCUCCCGCUCAGGACAAAGCGGAGGAGCGCAUGGACCAGAGUGACAGCGACCUUUCAGACUGUAGCAUGGACACUAGUGAUCCCGGGGCUAAGACUGGCACACAGCUGAUGGAACUUUCACAGUCGUUGGAUACCCGGGUGAAGGUGUGAUAGAGGAACUGCAACGUGGGUUGUAAUAUCUGUCGUCAUCUCCACUCACCAAGCAAACCUGUACAGCAGUGAUGUCAUGGAGGAGCAUUCUAUAAAGC
This is a messenger RNA of Trichomycterus rosablanca, 1705 nucleotides long. RefSeq names its product Rho guanine nucleotide exchange factor (GEF) 3 (gene arhgef3). The coding region runs from base 84 to 1607 and encodes 507 amino acids. Lineage: Eukaryota; Metazoa; Chordata; Actinopteri; Siluriformes; Trichomycteridae. The transcript is spliced from 10 exons. The record is from RefSeq and is a predicted model, not a curated record. Gene Ontology annotation, biological process: positive regulation of Rho protein signal transduction; intracellular signal transduction. Gene Ontology annotation, molecular function: guanyl-nucleotide exchange factor activity.